Dentiscutata erythropus is the source of this 564-nucleotide messenger RNA. The record is from the annotation of a GenBank genome assembly. Lineage: Eukaryota; Fungi; Glomeromycota; Glomeromycetes; Diversisporales; Gigasporaceae.
AUGAUUAAUAAUUGUUUUUGUCAUACUAACAUUCUUCCUGUUACUACUAAUAAGAAUACUUUUAUAAAUGAUGAUAUUAUAGUUUAUAUUGAUAAUAACGAUAUAUUAAGUAAACUACAGCAAAAUAUAGAUGCUCUUCAUUUACAAAAUACUAUGAAUAUUGAUGAUUUUAUUAAUUAUCAUGAGGAAGAUAUUACUAACGGAAAUGAAAUUCUUAGUGAUCAAGAUAUUGUAAAUCUCACAAAUCAUUCAGACGAACCUCAAGAUGAAGAGGAACCAGAUAAUAGUAUUGAAAUGUGUAACUAUAUACAUAAAGAAGCACUUGAUGCACUAGAUCUAAUUACUCAAUAUCUUUUACAACAGAGUGAUGAUAUGAUGGAGUAUAUCAAAAUGAUUUCAAAAGUUAGCCAAGCAACAAGAAAUGCAAGAAACAACUCAUUGCAGCAAGCUAAUAUAAAUUCAUUUUUUAUCUCUAGUAGUAAUAGAGAUAAUGAAAUGAUAGAAGAGAUGAAUUUUAUGUUAGAAAUAAGUGAAGGCUCUUUAUUAUCUAAUAAAGAUUUUUAA